UCUCCGCUUCCUUCUCUUCCUUUUUCACCUUUCAUGUAUAGGACUUCCGAAACCUCCCAAAUGGAUGAAUCAUCAUCAUGUCAUCGAUGGGUAGGAUAAUCACGUUGAGGAGCUCGGACGGCGAAACCUUCGAGGUGGACGAGGCGGUGGCUCUCGAAUUGCAAACGAUCAAGCACAUGAUCGAGGACGAUUGCGUUGAAAACGGCAUCCCUUUACCCAACGUCACCAGCAAGAUCCUCUCUAAAAUUAUCGAGUACUGCAAGAAACACGUGCAAGCAGCUAACUCCGACGAUCGUUCUGUCUCCAUCGACGAUGAGCUCAAGUCUUGGGACGCGGAUUUCGUCAAAGUCGAUCAAGCCACCCUCUUCCAUCUAAUCCUGGCUGCUAAUUAUUUGAACAUCAAGAGCUUGUUGGACCUGAUAUGCCAAACAGUGGCUGAUGUGAUAAAGGGAAAAACACCAGAGGAGAUCCGUAAAACAUUUAAUAUUAAGAACGAUUUUACUCCUGAAGAAGAAGAGGAAGUUCGUCGCGAGAAUCAGUGGGCCUUAAUGACCCUAAUUUUUUAAUGCGUAUGAGAACAUGGGGUAGUUUUUUUCUCUGUUUUUUACUAGUCUUUUAACUGUCAUGUUUCGAUCAUUCUAACGUUAAUAUAUGCCGUUCUUUAUUAAUCAUCACUAUCAGCCUGUUUUCGGGAUUCGCUUUAGCUACAUUCAAGUGGAACCGGUAGGAAAACAAAAAUGAUUCUGCUAAAGCCAGGUUAAAUUAAAAAGCUCCGAUUCAUGCUUAUUAUAGUGGAACUUAUGAGAGGUACGGACACAAGAUUUGAUUUUAUGUUUGGGGGAAACUCCUAAAAUUUUAGGAGAUGAGAACUUAUAAAAUUCUAAGGGCAAAAACAUAUCAAAUUUUGUGAGAAAACGUGGAUCCUGCUAUUUUGUUGUAGAUGUUGUACACCUUACUCGAAUGCUAAGCCACCAUUUUUACUGCUUAUAGCAAACGGACUUCUGACUUUGUAUUUUCCAUU
Messenger RNA from Hibiscus syriacus, 1021 nucleotides. Its product is annotated as SKP1-like protein 1A. NCBI's taxonomy places the organism in Eukaryota, Viridiplantae, Streptophyta, Magnoliopsida, Malvales, Malvaceae. The record is from RefSeq and is a predicted model, not a curated record. Gene Ontology annotation, cellular component: nucleus; cytoplasm. Gene Ontology annotation, biological process: SCF-dependent proteasomal ubiquitin-dependent protein catabolic process. The transcript is spliced from 2 exons. The coding region runs from base 78 to 566 and encodes 162 amino acids. Gene Ontology annotation, molecular function: cullin family protein binding.